Messenger RNA from Rotaria socialis, 693 nucleotides. The record is from the annotation of a GenBank genome assembly. Lineage: Eukaryota; Metazoa; Rotifera; Eurotatoria; Philodinida; Philodinidae.
AUGACCCAUGACGGUAUGUCAUCGCUACAAAUUGCUAAACAACUACGAAAAGUGGUCAGUGAGCGAACAGUUAGGCGAUGGCAACAUUUGUAUAGAAGCACCGAUACAAUUGAUUUGAAAACACCUGCUGGUGGCAUUUUCAAUCGCCAAAAUGACCGUGUUUAUGCUUCCUCUCGACACGACGCUGAUGAACACAAAGGAACAAACCGACGGCCAAGUUUCCAAAAAAAACUUCUGGUAUGGCUUGCAACAUCGAAAAAUGGUCUUUCACUUCCAAUUAUUUUUGAGCCCGGUGAAACGUUAACACAUGAAAAUUAUAUUGAAAUUGUUUUGCCACAUGCACGAGCUGAAGGUCAACGAUUAUUAGGUGAUGAUUUUAUUUAUCAACAAGAUAAUGCAACACCACACAAGCAUAAAGAUUCAAUAGCAUGGAUUAAGAAAAACUUUCCUCGGUUCAUCGAUGUAAAAAAUUGGCCGCCUAAUAGUCCAGACCUCAAUGUUCUUGACUAUUAUAUGUGGGACGCUAUAGGUCAUAAUAUGCAUUGGGAUAAAGUCAAAAGGUAUGAUUCAUUAAUUGAUGAAAUAAAAAAAGGUAUAAGUAGUGUAUCAAAAAAUGACCUCCUUCGCAGUGUUCAAAAUUGGUCAAGUAGAUUUUUUUCUAUUUUGAAAACAAAAAGUGCUUAUAUUAGAUAA